Cantharellus anzutake is the source of this 270-nucleotide messenger RNA. RefSeq lists its product as uncharacterized. The transcript has 2 exons. The record is from RefSeq and is a predicted model, not a curated record. The coding region runs from base 1 to 270 and encodes 89 amino acids. NCBI's taxonomy places the organism in Eukaryota, Fungi, Basidiomycota, Agaricomycetes, Cantharellales, Hydnaceae.
AUGGCAGACGAACGCGGGGGGGGAUGGUCUAUCAACUCCAACAAAGUCCUACACCCACCUACGAGUGCCAACAUCUCAGUGGGGUGCAGCGGUGAGCACGACGAAUCCACCACCGCUGCCCCUCCAUUUACCCAUCAUCCAGGAUAUCCUAUGGAGAUAGCUGAUAUGGGGAAGGCUCAAAUUGAUCAGAGCGACCUCUACCCAUCUCAGGAAGCCAUGUAUAAGAACGCCAUUGAAACGUUACUAGUGGAGCCACCCAAGUUACAUUGA